AUGGCAACUCCCACGCCGCUCGCCAAAAGCAAACUUGCCGGCCCUAGUGCCUCUUUGAAAAUCACACCCUCCAAUUCCCCGGUGCUUCGGCCGGGAUCCCGAUCUUUCAGCAAAUCCGCCCACCAAUCCAUCCUCUCCCUCCAAACAGUCCUAGGAACCUCCACCACAACACCUAAUGGCUUCUCUAGUCAUGACCAAAGCAAGAGCUUUGCGCUGUGUGCCGGCUCAGCAGCUGUUCUCGCCGAGCUGGAUGACGACGCCAACAUAAGCCAACGAUUUUUCAGAGCUCGCCCCUCUGCGACAAGUGUGAACCCAACUGCCUCCUUCUACAAUCAGUCCACCCCUCCUACCACUCCAGAUCCCCGGUCGCGGUCGUUAUCUCAUAUUCGCUCCAACCCACACUUGAAUGUACCCAAUGGAUCCCCGUCCAGUGAGACACCGGAUGGUGGGAGCCCCCGCGCUUGGUCGUCAAGGGAAAGAAUCAAAGCUGUGACGAGUGUCUCGCUCAGCCCCAAUGGCAGGUUCUUAGCAGUCGGAGAGACUGGCUAUAAUCCACGAGUCCUUAUUUUUUCCACCGCAAAGGAUGCCCUUCCUGACGUCCCGCUGUCUAUCCUCAACGAACACACAUUCGGUGUGCGAAGCAUCGCUUUUAGUCCCGAUUCGCAAUACUUAGCUACGCUGGGAAAUAUGAAUGAUGGCUUUCUCUUAAUAUGGUCUAUCAAUCUGAAAAAUGGGUCCGCUAGGUUGCACUCCGCCAACAAAUGCACAGCGUUCAUUCGCGACAUGUGCUGGGUUGGCCAAUCGCUCGUAACGGUCGGCGUGCGCCAUGUGAAGGUUUGGAGGCUCCCAACUAUACGCCCCGUCUCCCCAACCAAAUCUAGAUUGAAUCCGGAUGGUGCAGCGCCAUCACCGAACCCGGCACCAAAGGCUCUUUCGGGGAGGAACUGCUUGCUAGGCGCUCUGAAUGACAGUACUUUUAGCUCUAUUUCCAGCAUUUCGGAUCAAGAGGCUGUGCUCGGAACUGAAUCCGGUGCUGUCUGCCUUCUUGAUGACCGAGAGUCUACUCAGAAACUGGGUCUUGUGACUCAGCUUGAUUUCGGUGUUACUUCGUUAGCUGUUGACUUUGACCGAGAAGCAGUCUGGCUCGCCGGGCGUGGGAGGAAAAUGCAACGGGUUUCUUUUGAAUCCAUUCGGUCAGCAACCCCUCCAGCACCUAUGUCCCCCGUGAGGGCUGUGAAGGGCGCACCGGACAAGCAAAACAAAGCACCGCCGAUCACUUGUAUGGGGUCACUAUGCUCGCAUUUGGUCACGGUAGAAACAACCCGUGAAAUCAACAUUUACCCAAUGAAUUCUCUAUGCGAAGAAGGUGAACAGGAUAGCGGACAAAACUCGAUGCAAGCGCAUCGUGAUCCUGUACUAGGUGUCCGGCGCCUAUCGAAGCCCAAUGAACUUUCAGCAGAUUUUUUCUCUUGGUCACGCAAUGGCUCCGUCAAUUUCUGGGAUGCUCGGGGCAAAUGUCAGUCAUCCCAGAUGGUUCCACUCGAGCAAGCCCCCAACAUUGAAGAAGAUAUUGCAAACGAGUUGAAGGUCCUAAGAACUAUCAAUAAGGCGGACUGGUUCGUGUCGGGUGACAAAUUCGGAGUGUUGAAACUCAUUUCCAGCAAUCCAUGGGCAUGCAUUAGUGAAGCCCGCGCUCAUGGGGCCGAGGUCACAGAUGUGGCCAUUCAUGAGAGUUCCGAAACUUGCUUGAUAGCAAGUUCUGGCCGUGAUCGCAUGGUACAGCUUUUCCAGAAAACUAAUGACACCCUUCAGCUUAUUCAAACUUUGGAUGAGCAUGUCGGUGCAGUCGGCCAGCUUUUAUUUAUGAAUGAUGGUGAGAAGUUAUUGUCCAGCUCUGCGGAUCGCACUGUUCUUGUUCGAGAACGUGCGACGCGAGAGGAAGAUGGCGCAACUUCGGUCGCCUAUUUAAUUUCUCGAGUCAUCACAUUGAAAGCAUCGCCGGUGUCAAUGGCAGUCUGUCCUGAUGAUCCAAAUUCUCUAUAUGUCUCAACUAUGGAUAGGAACGUCUCAAAAUUCGAUCUAAUUUCAGGACGGCAAUUACACUGUUUCCGUGCUUCGGAUUCAGAGGCAACUGAUGCCGUUAUUAUGGGAUCCUUGUCCGCCAUCUCUGAAAUUCCCGGCCAAUGCCCAAAGCUUCUGGUUGGUCUUUCCAGCACUGAUAAGUCUAUUCGUGUAUAUGAUUUGGAAAGAGAUCUCUUACUCACCGGAGACUUCGGGCACACAGAAGGUGUGAGUGAUGUUCUCCUCCUGGAUGAGCCAGAGAACUCAGACAAGUCAACCAUGAACCGAAGGCUAGUAUCAGCCGGUAUGGAUGGAAUUCUGAUGAUAUGGAAUUUGUCUGUCCAACCUCUGCCCUCUCUGGAUUUUACUCAAAAUGGCCGUGAAGACGAAGGUCCCACGAAAGAGAAUACAGCCGCAAAGCCACCUUUGCGAAAAGUGCUCUCAAGAAGUGAGCUUGCCGGAUUUCGACCUGAGUACCCUCUAGGAACACCCACCCCAACCCGAGACCUCUCCCCAACCUUAACAAGGAAAAUGUCGAAACUUUCCUUGACCCCAUCCACCCUCAAACAUCACUCAAUCGCCGAGACUCCGUCUCCUCCAAACCGCCUUUCACCUACUUCGUAUACCUCGAUCGACCAAUCUCGCCGCUCUCCAUCGCCCGUGAGCCCUAAAUCGCGGCCUUCAGCCUCCAGAAAACCCAGUAGCUCAAAGAAUACCAACCGUCGAACGUCACUGGAUUUCAGAUCCCGGGGCAAAACAUCAUCGACCCGAAGCGAAUUCGGUAGUCUGGAGAUGUCAACUGAGCAAGUAUGCCGUACUUUACGGGCAUAUCGGAAGAAGCUCAAUGCUUCAUCCCAGCAUGUUCAAGCGCAGAAAGAACUCGAACGUGAACUCAGUCUUACGCUUCGAGCUGUGAAUGUGCGAGCCUUGAAUAGCGAUGAAAGUGGUGAAACGGGAACGGACAGUAGUGGGAAAGAUAUGGACCGGAAAGCAAGUUUCUCGUCUAUUUCUUCCAAGUCCCCCCAUCAGCCUCGUCAUAUGCCCUCAACUCCGUCUUUGCGGACCAGACAUAUUCACAGAGUCUCUCGGAGCCACUCUUAUGAUGCUGGUGCCGAAGAAUGA
Messenger RNA from Penicillium angulare, 3183 nucleotides. RefSeq names its product WD40 repeat domain-containing protein. The record is from RefSeq and is a predicted model, not a curated record. Bases 1 to 3183 code for a protein of 1060 amino acids. Gene Ontology annotation, biological process: regulation of mitotic cell cycle; mitotic spindle organization. Gene Ontology annotation, molecular function: protein binding. NCBI's taxonomy places the organism in Eukaryota, Fungi, Ascomycota, Eurotiomycetes, Eurotiales, Aspergillaceae. The transcript has 2 exons. Gene Ontology annotation, cellular component: mitotic spindle.